This is a messenger RNA of Brugia pahangi, 504 nucleotides long. The record is from the annotation of a GenBank genome assembly. NCBI's taxonomy places the organism in Eukaryota, Metazoa, Nematoda, Chromadorea, Rhabditida, Onchocercidae.
AUGACGCAUGAAGAACAUGAACUGAAUGAAACUAGGGAAAUUGAAAGGUUAUAUUAUAAACUGAAUACGCCGAGAAGUCGAUCAAGGCUAUGUUUCUUGUUUUAUUUAUUCAUCAUUCCACUUUUUAUCAUUAUUGGUGGUGUUACUUUUUCGUCCGUUUCAAGUAAAUCGGAAAAUUUGCAGUUAUCAGAAUUAGUCGCAUCACAAGAAGCAGAAAUAGGAAAUGCUCAAAUUGAAAAUUGCCAUCGAAAAAAAUUAUUCGAAUUGCUACCAACGGAAACAUUUGCUUUUGGAAAUGCAGCACUGUACUCAUUUGGUGUAUACACAACGAUCGGUUAUGGAAAUUUGUUUCCACACACUGUACAAGGUCGUAUAUUAACUGUAAUAUACGCUGUCAUUGGCAUUCCCUUAAAUGUGGCAUUUAUCUCAGAUCUUGGAGAAUUAAUUGCUCGAACAGUACAACGUGCACUGCACUGUUUUCAACGACGUAUUCUAAAUAAGUAA